GCUACGUAACCGUAGUCAACUUGAUUCGUUAGAAUAUAGCAGAAUGCGACUGAGCCGAAGUAUGCACUUUGGAGAGCAUGAUCGUUUUAUGUCUCACUCAGAACAUUUUGAUGCACCAUAUGAACCUGUUCCACCUUUCUAUCGACCGUCUGAUGCCUGGCAGCGCCCAUUAGGAUCACAUUCUUCUUACGCCCAUAGGAAUCAUACAAAUUAUUAUGGCAGAUCGUCAGGUUUCGAUAGAGAGUCACGUUGA
Molecule: messenger RNA, 253 nt
Organism: Dentiscutata erythropus
Lineage: Eukaryota; Fungi; Glomeromycota; Glomeromycetes; Diversisporales; Gigasporaceae
Source: the annotation of a GenBank genome assembly